GCUGACAAUCAUUUCUUCGCUGUCCUCACUCUUCACAGACGCGAAAGUGUUUCUAGAGAGAGAAACACUUUCUCAACGCUCGCGCUCUCUCUCUCUCUCUAAAAUGGCCGAUGAAGAACCAAUGCCUACUCGCUGGUCUUUCCAGGACUUCAAAUUGUACUAUGAUUCGAAGUUUGGGAGGAAGAAGGUUGUGCAGAAUGGUGAGAAUGCUGAUAAAGCUGUUGGUAAUGGAAGUUCGAUGAGCGUAGUAUCGAAUGGUAAUGUGCAUUCCAAAAGGUCAUCGGAUAUGGCAAUUUACGAGCAGCUUCGGAGCCAGGGGCAGAAUGGGAUCCACACAAAUGAUGUUUCACCAAACAAUAUGGAUGAGAGGCCGCAGAAGUCUUUGCUUCCACCUUUUGAAUCUGCAGAAAUGCGUACUUUAGCAGAGAGCUUAAGUAGGGAUAUCAUUCGUGGGAGUCCAGAUGUGAAGUGGGAAAGCAUAAAGGGGCUGGAGAAUGCAAAACGCUUACUUAAAGAAGCUGUUGUAAUGCCAAUUAAAUAUCCCAAGUACUUUACUGGUUUGUUAUCACCAUGGAAGGGAAUUCUCCUUUUUGGCCCCCCAGGGACAGGAAAGACAAUGCUUGCAAAGGCAGUUGCAACAGAGUGCAAGACUACAUUUUUUAAUAUUUCAGCAUCAUCUGUUGUCAGCAAAUGGCGAGGCGAUUCAGAGAAAUUAGUGAAGGUGUUAUUUCAGCUUGCCAGGCAUCAUGCACCCUCAACAAUAUUUCUUGAUGAAAUUGAUGCAAUCAUUAGUCAACGUGGUGAAGCACGCAGUGAACAUGAAGCAAGUAGACGAUUGAAAACUGAGCUACUCAUUCAGAUGGACGGCUUAACACGGACAGAUGAACUUGUUUUUGUUUUGGCUGCAACAAAUCUUCCCUGGGAAUUGGAUGCAGCCAUGCUUCGACGUCUUGAGAAGCGAAUCCUUGUACCACUUCCUGAACCAGAGGCGAGAGUAGCAAUGUUUGAGGAACUCCUUCCCCCGCAGCCUGAUGAGGAAUCAAUCCCCUAUGAUUUGCUGGUCAACCAGACCGAGGGGUAUUCUGGCUCGGAUAUCCGAUUGCUUUGUAAAGAGGUAGCAAUGCAGCCUUUAAGACGUUUGAUGUCACAACUUGAACAGAGAGAAGAUUUGGUGCCUGAAGAAGAGCUACCAAAAGUUGGGCCAAUCAGACCUGAGGAUAUACAGGCAGCUUUGAAGAACACAAGGCCAUCAGCUCAUCUUCAUGCCCACAAAUAUGACAAGUUUAAUGCUGAUUAUGGUAGUCAAAUACUUCAAUGAAAAGAUGUAGUUGUUAUUGUUAGCUUGUCCAAGAUUAAGUUGUCAUAAAAUUGCUGUUGAACCACUAGGAAAAUAUAAAACAUGUUAUUUACAGAUUUUCUUGAGAUGCUUCAUAUUAUUCUAGUGAGUGACUAUAUCAAUUGAACGCUUUCUGAAUGGUUGUAAUUUUUUACAAUCCCCAGAUUGUGCUUGUGUAGCAGUCAUUUUUUACAAAAUUUCUAUGCUACUUGGUAUUCAUUUUUUUUCCC
Molecule: messenger RNA, 1566 nt
Organism: Lotus japonicus
Lineage: Eukaryota; Viridiplantae; Streptophyta; Magnoliopsida; Fabales; Fabaceae
Exons: 11
Coding region: 104-1318 (404 amino acids)
Molecular function (GO): ATP hydrolysis activity; ATP binding
Source: RefSeq, a predicted model, not a curated record